UGCAGCAGGUGUGCACCCUAAGCAGGAGCCGCCCCUGCCCGGCGCGCCCUCGCUCAGCCAUGCGGGCUCCCGAAGCACCUCUCGCCGGCAUUUCGCGGCUGCUGCUUCUACUCCUCCUCCAGAUGUCUGCCGCUUCUGCCUUUGGGUUCGCCCUCCCUGCGCCCAGGAAUGAGACUUGUCUCGGGGAGAGCUGUUUGGCGAGACUGAUCCAGCGCCGCAGCCGAGGCACUUGGGGACCGGCAAAUUCUGCUGGAGGCGUUCUCCGAGCCCGCGCGCCCAGGGAGGAGCAGGAGGCAGCUCUGCGCUCUGCGCCCUCCUGGGACUUGCCAGACACCUCGAGCGGUGACCCAGGUGCUGGCAGAGGGGCAGAGGUGUCCACCGCUGGGCCCUCGGGACCUCCGAGCAGGCCGCCUGGCGCCUGGAAACGGAAAGGUGUCCGGAUUCAGGAUGUGUCUAGCACUUUGAGGAGGGGGGGUCCUACGGCCCUCCAGCUCUUCCUCCAGACCUCAGAGGAAGAAGAGAAGGGUCCUGGGGGCGCUGUCAGACGCAGUCAGGAGCGCAGUGUGAAAAAGGAACCCGUAGCCAGCGAUCUCUACUGGCCUAGGAGAGCUGCUGGCCAUCUCCAGGAUUCCCACCAUAAGCCCCCACUCAAGUCGGCCAAUGGGCUGGCAGGGAGCGAAGGGCGGACAUUUGCACCCCCAGGCAGGGCACUGGCCCAGAAUGGGUCUUCAGGAGAAGGGAUCCACGAGCGCGGGGGUCCCCACCGGGGAAACAGCACGAACCGGCGAGUGAGGCUAAAGAACCCCUUCUACCCGCUGACCCAGGAAUCCUAUGGAGCCUACGCGGUCAUGUGUUUGUCCGUGGUGAUAUUCGGCACCGGCAUCAUUGGCAACCUGGCGGUCAUGUGCAUUGUAUGUCACAACUACUACAUGAGGAGCAUCUCCAACUCUCUCCUGGCCAACUUGGCCUUCUGGGACUUCCUCAUUAUUUUCUUCUGCCUUCCGCUCGUCAUCUUCCACGAGCUCACCAAAAAGUGGCUGCUGGAGGACUUCUCCUGCAAGAUCGUGCCCUACAUCGAGGUCGCCUCGCUCGGAGUCACCACCUUCACCUUGUGCGCUCUGUGUAUUGACCGCUUCCGGGCUGCCACCAACGUGCAGAUGUACUAUGAAAUGAUUGAAAACUGUUCCUCCACCACUGCCAAGCUUGCUGUGAUAUGGGUGGGCGCUCUGCUGUUGGCACUUCCAGAAGUUGUUCUGCGCCAGCUGAGCAAGGAGGAUUUGGGGUUUAGUGGCCGAGCACCUGCAGAACGGUGCAUCAUAAAGAUCUCUCCCGAUCUGCCCGACACCGUCUACGUCUUAGCUCUCACCUAUGACAGUGCGAGACUCUGGUGGUACUUCGGCUGUUACUUCUGCUUGCCUACGCUUUUCACCAUCACCUGCUCGUUAGUGACUGCGAGGAAAAUCCGCAAAGCCGAGAAGGCCUGCACCCGAGGGAAUAAGCGGCAGAUUCAGCUAGAGAGCCAGAUGAAUUGUACAGUUGUGGCACUGACCAUUUUAUACGGAUUCUGCAUCAUUCCGGAAAACAUCUGCAAUAUCGUCACCGCCUACAUGGCUACAGGGGUUUCCCAGCAAACAAUGGACCUGCUUAAUAUCAUCAGUCAAUUCCUUCUGUUCUUCAAGUCCUGUGUCACACCAGUCCUUCUUUUCUGCCUCUGCAAACCCUUCAGUAGAGCCUUCUUGGAGUGCUGCUGCUGUUGCUGCGAGGAAUGCAUUCAGAAGUCUUCCACGGUGACCAGUGACGACAAUGACAAUGAGUACACCACUGAACUCGAACUCUCGCCUUUCAGCACCAUCCGCCGGGAGAUGUCCACGUUUGCUUCUGUUGGAACUCAUUGCUGAAGCAGUCUCUGGUUGGAUCAGAUGGGUUUAAUGUUUUGCUUUUUCAUAUCUUGUGAAAGUUUUUAAUUCCUACUUUUUCUUACAGGGAAAAAUGCAAAAAGAAAAUACGCAUUAACAGCUAUAGAACUGAUUUUACAAAUUAAUACUUGUGCUUUGAAAACAAUGUUUAUAUUUAGUUAUUUAAGCAGGACAAAGAGAUCAGCAGUUUAGGAUCCUUUAUCUGGUAUGGUGCUAAUAUUUUAUUUGGAAAAAAGCUACUGCACCUUAACUUAAUUGCUAAAUUUCUUUCUUUGUUUUUAAAAAAUAUAUAAUUAUUGUGUAUUGAUUCUAGCCAUGUAGCUUUGUAAGUUAUUUUACAUUUGAAUUGUGAUUGACCAUAUGUUGUCCAUGGAAUUGUGAGAUGAUUUGUACCUAGAAGCUUUCACCAAGUAGCACCAAAUAAAAGACUCUUUA
Molecule: messenger RNA, 2351 nt
Organism: Ochotona curzoniae (black-lipped pika)
Lineage: Eukaryota; Metazoa; Chordata; Mammalia; Lagomorpha; Ochotonidae
Gene: GPR37
Product: G protein-coupled receptor 37
Exons: 2
Coding region: 60-1898 (612 amino acids)
Biological process (GO): positive regulation of MAPK cascade; adenylate cyclase-inhibiting G protein-coupled receptor signaling pathway
Cellular component (GO): plasma membrane; signaling receptor complex
Molecular function (GO): prosaposin receptor activity; G protein-coupled peptide receptor activity
Source: RefSeq, a predicted model, not a curated record